Messenger RNA from Stylonychia lemnae, 636 nucleotides. NCBI's taxonomy places the organism in Eukaryota, Ciliophora, Spirotrichea, Sporadotrichida, Oxytrichidae. The record is from the annotation of a GenBank genome assembly.
AUGCAAAAGCCCAAAAGAAUUUUCGUUUCAGAAAUGAACUAUCGGGAUAUUGAAGAUCAGUACAACCUUAAAUUAAACCAUCUUUUUCUCAUGAAAAACAAAGUGGAUUUAGAGAAUCACAUACUCAAGAAAGAAAUUUCUAAAAUAUAGGAACAUUAAAUUACAGCAAACCCUUAAAUAAUGCUACCACUAUUGCCUCAGCAGAAAAUAGAAUUAGAAAAUCAAUAAUUGGCUUAAUAAAAGUAGUCUUUGACUUAUGAUCUAAAGGGAAGAGAUCCUAAGGGAUUGCUUCUUGAGAAGGAUAUUCAUAUAGAUGAGCAAGAUAAAAGAAUUACAAAACUUACACAUAAGCUAUAGGAGGUAUAGAAGCUUAACUUAGAAUUGGAGCAGGAUUUAGCUAUUAGUAAAAAGAAAUUUAAAGACCUUCUUUAAAGCAAGUCUGUGACAUAGCCAAGAGUUUCUGAUGAAGCAUUUAGGGAGAUGGAGUUAGAAUGUAAAUAAUUAAAAGCUUAAACGAAGGAAAAGGAUUAGUUUAUAUCUAAAUUAAGUUUUGAUCUUGAAGAUCAAAGAGUGAUGCUGAAGGAGGUUGACAGACUGAGGUUUAGCAUAACUGAACUAGAGUUAGAGGUAAGUUGA